UGAUCUCUCUUGGUGCAGGCUUCUCAGGAACUAGGAAACCAGCCGUGAUGCAGCGGGCUUUGUUCAGCCGGAGCGCGCUGCUCGUCCAGCAGGCAGCUGCGGCCCUCGACAGUCCGCUGACAGCGCGGAGCGCGCCACUGCUUCAGCGCAUAGACCGCACCAUGUCCUCCGUCAGCAUCCCGCCGCCCGCCUGCAUGCUGCGGCCGCUAGAGACUCCCAUGCGAUACCUGUUCGGACCGGGACCGUCAAACGUCCCGCCACGUAUCUUAGCAGCAGGCUCCAGGCCGAUCAUAGGUCACCUGCAUUCAGAAAUGUAUGAGAUCAUGGACGACAUCAAGAAAGGGAUCCAGUAUGCCUUUCAGACAGACAACAACAUGACGAUAUCUAUGAGUGGCUCCGGUCACGCGGCUAUGGAGUGUGCAGUGUUCAAUACGGUGGAGCCCGGAGAGAGUGUGCUCGUUGCCAUUAACGGGAUCUGGGGAGAGCGCGUCGCAGAAAUUGCAGAAAGAAUAGGUGCCAAUGUACAUAGAAUGGUCAAAACACCUGGAGGAUAUUUCAGCAAUAAGGAAAUUGAGCAGGCCAUGGCAAAACACAAGCCUGUGCUGUUCUUUCUCACACACGGAGAGUCCUCUGCUGGCCUUUGUCACCCAGUAGAUGGCAUUGGAGACAUCUGCAGAAAACAUAACUGCCUCUUCCUGGUUGACACAGUUGCAUCUCUUGGUGCAGCACCAAUAUUUAUGGACAAGCAAAAUAUUGACAUCCUGUACACUGGAUCUCAGAAGGCUCUGAAUGCACCUCCUGGCACAGCACCCGUCUCUUUUAAUGAGAGAGCAUGCCACAAGAUGUUUAACAGAAAGACCAAACCAGUAUCCUACCUUUUUGAUAUGACACAUUUGUCUAACUACUGGGGCUGUGACGGCCAACCAGCUAGAAUAUACCACCACACUGGUCCAGUGUCUGGAUUCUUUGCCCUGAGAGAGAGUCUGGCAAUUCUUGCUGAGAAGGGACUGGAGGAGUCCUGGAAGAAACACAAGGAGGUGGCAGCCUACCUGUACAGAGGACUAGAGGACUUGGGUCUUAAACUCUUCAUCCCUGAUAGGGACUUGAGGCUCCCCUCUGUCACCACCAUUGCCAUCCCUGAUGGCUAUGAAUGGAGGGAGCUACUGGCCUACAUAAUGAAGCACCACCAAAUGGAGAUGACAGGAGGCCUAGGCCCUUCCAUCGGCAUGGUGAUGAGGAUCGGAUUGAUGGGAUACAACUGUGAGAAGACUAAUGCUGACUUGGCACUGCAUGCCCUGGCAGACGCACUCAAGAACUGCAAAAAGAGCAAGGCUUAGGACCAUCAAUCACAAACCACAAACCAUUGCCCCUUGUACUAAUUCAUAGGGGAAUGAAGAAAACAUUAAUUCAAUUCUGCCAUUUUGACUGUCGAGGUUUUAUAAAAUGGGGUUCUCUUAUCUUGUUUAAGCAGAGAAGAAAUGAGCAAAUAUUGUAAUAUCACGCUUAGUGCAAUGAAAGAUGUCAAUAAAGUGUGCUUUAUUUAAUCCAA
Messenger RNA from Labrus bergylta (ballan wrasse), 1549 nucleotides. It is a transcript of the gene agxtb, whose product is annotated as alanine--glyoxylate and serine--pyruvate aminotransferase b. Gene Ontology annotation, molecular function: L-alanine:glyoxylate transaminase activity; L-serine:pyruvate transaminase activity. Gene Ontology annotation, cellular component: peroxisome. The record is from RefSeq and is a predicted model, not a curated record. NCBI's taxonomy places the organism in Eukaryota, Metazoa, Chordata, Actinopteri, Labriformes, Labridae.